Messenger RNA from Dichomitus squalens LYAD-421 SS1, 621 nucleotides. RefSeq names its product WD40 repeat-like protein. The annotation marks the transcript as partial. The transcript is spliced from 2 exons. Gene Ontology annotation, molecular function: protein binding. Lineage: Eukaryota; Fungi; Basidiomycota; Agaricomycetes; Polyporales; Polyporaceae. The record is from RefSeq and is a predicted model, not a curated record.
GGAAAGCUCUUGGGUCUUGCAUUCUCACCAGACAGCAGACACCUCGCGUCCGCGGGUGGAGAUGGGAGCGUGACGAUUUGGGACAUCAGCCGCAGCUCAUAUCGAGUUGCCGUCCUCGAAGGCCACUCUGCUCCUGUCCUACACUGUGCAUGGUCCAUCGACGGUGCUUACAUCGCAUCCAUUGGAUACUGGAGCGGGAUGAUCCACAUCUGGUGCACGGCGACUGGACAGGAGCCUCUGCUCUUCAAGGCGCACCAAGAAUGGGUGAACGAUGUGGUAUUCUCCCCAGAUGGUCGACUGCUGCUCUCGGCGUCGAGCGACAAGACGGUGAAGAUAUGGGACGCGCGCACCGGUGCCAUGGUCCAAGCGCUUGACGGGCACCAGUCCACCGUGUACAAGGCGUGCUUCUCCCCGUGUGGGAAGUAUAUUGCCUCUGCAUCUGCUGACAAGACGGUAAGGGUAUGGAGGACAAGCGAUGGAUCAUGUUUGGCGACGCUCUCCGACCAUGGCGCGUGGGUCCAGCACGUUGCUUUUACUACCGACGGGACAAUGCUAUGGUCUGCGGCACACAAUGGAACUGUCUUGGGUCGUCGAUUGCAGGACAUCGUUCCGAAAGUAUAG